AAUAGCACUACAAUUAUACGAAAUUAAAUUUGAUUGAUCCACUUAUUAAUAUAUACUUUAUGUUUAUAGCUCUUACAUCAAAUUCCCCUUCAUUUGCUUUCUUAAACGGAACAACUACGACAAAGAAAGAAACGGGGAAUUCGAUAGCGAAAGCCCCCUUCCCAAGAUACGCUUCUUUGCUACAGCCAAAGCCAGAGAUAAUGUCGGACGCUUUGAUCAAUGGACUUGCGGGAGCCGGGGGAGGGAUCAUCGCUCAACUCAUCACUUAUCCUCUUCAAGUGGUAAAUACUCGUCAACAAACAGAGCGUGAUCUCAAGAAAGAGAAACGGAAACUUGGAACCAUUGAACAAAUGUGCCAGGUUGUAAAACAAGAAGGAUGGGAGCGGUUGUACGGAGGCUUAACCCCUUCUUUAGUUGGUACAGCUGCAUCACAGGGUGUUUACUAUUAUUUCUAUCAAAUAUUCAGGAACAAAGCUGAAACUGCAGCAGUUGAACGCCAGAAAAAAGGGGUUGGUGAUGGAUCAGUUGGAAUGAUUUCAUCACUUAUUUUAGCUGCUUUAGCUGGGUGCGUAAAUGUGCUGUUGACAAACCCCAUUUGGGUAGUUGUGACACACAUGCAGACUCACUCAAAAAUCUCAGAGAAAGACUAUCCUAAUAGGUUGGCAACCACUACACCAGAGGAAACAGUCCUUUCUGUCAUUGAGCCUCUUCCUUAUGGAACUAGCCAUGCGAUUCAAGAAGUCUAUGAUGAAGCUGGAUUUUGGGGCUUCUGGAAAGGUGUAUUCCCAACAUUGAUCAUGGUCAGCAAUCCUUCUAUACAAUUUAUGCUGUAUGAAACGAUGUUGAAGAAGCUGAAGAAGAGCCGGACCCUUAGUAAGCAGGGUAAAAACGGAGUAACUGCAUUGGAGAUAUUUCUUCUUGGAGCUUUGGCAAAACUCGGAGCCACUGUUGUAACGUAUCCCCUUAAUGUUGUAAAGUCAAGAUUACAAGCAAAACAAGUUACAACUGGGGACAGAAGGCAUCAUUACAAAGGGACUCUGGAUGCCAUUCUAAAGAUAAUCCGCUACGAAGGCUUCUCCGGCUUUUACAAAGGUAUGAACACGAAAAUCGUACAAAGCGUUCUGGCAGCUGCUGUCUUGUUCAUGGUUAAAGAGGAACUUGUCAAGGGUACUCAAUUGUUGCUUGUUAAGGAUGGCAUCCAUACUCUGAAAUCUAAGCCUCCUUGACCCUGAAACUCUCUCGCUCUCCUCAUUCGUGUGUUGUUGGUCAAAACAUUCAACUUGGAUUAUAGAAUAUAUUAGCAGGCAUGUAGCUUGAAAUAGAAGGGAUUUAUAAGGAGUACUUGUAGAAAAUAAAAUCAUUUAUGGGUUCUAUAUACAGUUCAAUUUGUUCUAUAUAAAAGCUUCAUAGUUCAGUCGAUUUCUGUA
Durio zibethinus is the source of this 1427-nucleotide messenger RNA. RefSeq names its product peroxisomal nicotinamide adenine dinucleotide carrier-like. Gene Ontology annotation, biological process: nucleotide transport; transmembrane transport. NCBI's taxonomy places the organism in Eukaryota, Viridiplantae, Streptophyta, Magnoliopsida, Malvales, Malvaceae. The record is from RefSeq and is a predicted model, not a curated record.